Molecule: messenger RNA, 1680 nt
Organism: Apiotrichum porosum
Lineage: Eukaryota; Fungi; Basidiomycota; Tremellomycetes; Trichosporonales; Trichosporonaceae
Exons: 6
Coding region: 1-1680 (559 amino acids)
Biological process (GO): transmembrane transport
Molecular function (GO): transmembrane transporter activity
Source: RefSeq, a predicted model, not a curated record
AUGUCGCUCUCAAGCAGCGAUAAGAUGCCCACAAGCCUUCACAUCGAGGGUGGUCACACCGACGCUUCGACUCCAGGCCACCACGACAUUGUCCUUGCAGGCAAGAGCCUUGGUACCACUCGUCUGGAACUUGCCAACGGUGACCGUAUCCUCAUCCCUACUCCCUCCAACGACCCCAAUGACCCCCUUAACUGGACUCAGAGGCACAAGUACUUUAUGGCUGCUAUCGCUUGUGCGGCCGCGUUGCUGUCCAACGCUCUCGCGGCAGGUCCCACAGUCGCCAUGGUGAAGAUUGCCAAGGACUUUACCGACCCCAUGGACAUCCAGAAGACCUCGUACUUCUUUUCGGUCACCUCUCUCUUCCAGGGUAUCUCCAUGUUUGUUUGGGUUCCUCUCAUCAACAAGUUUGGUCGACGUCCUCUCUACAUCAUUGCCACCACCUUGUACCUCAUCACUGCCAUCUGGUGUGCCGUCGCCAAGGAGUACAACGUCGAGCUCGUUGGCCGUUUCUUCAUCGGCUUCAUGGCCGGCGGCGCCGAAUGUCUCGCGCCCCUCACCAUUGCCGACGUCUUCUUCCUCCACGAGCGUGGAAGGAUGAUGGCCGCGUACACUGUCUUCCUCUCCAUGGGUGUCGCCAUUGGUAUCAUUGUCGACGGUAUCAUCGACAUUGGCCUCCACUGGCGGUGGAUGUACUGGAUCUGGAUCAUCCUUAUCGGCGUCCUCCUCGCCGCCUGCGUCUUCGGCUACGAAGAGACGGCCUACAACCGCACGUCGAUCGACGAGGCCCACGUCAUCGACGACCACUCGCACCACGCCUUCCACCAUCACGAGGACAAGCACGAGAAGCACGCCCUCCCCUUCGUUCCCACCCAAGCUCCCCCCGCUCCCGCCCGCAAGACCUACGCCCAGCGCAUGACGUUCUACACGGGCAUCAAGACUGAUGAGUCGCUCUGGAAGAUGUUUUACCGUCCCUUUGGCAUGAUUUUCCUUCCUGCUGUCUUCUUCGCCGCCUGGGUGUUCUCCGUCACCAUCGGUUUCCUCGUGGCGAUCACUUCCAACUUUGACGCGGCCCUCUCCGCUCCUCCUUACAACUUUGUGUCGUGGAAGGCCGGUCUCUGCUUCUUCGGUGGUGUCCUCGGCUCGCUUAUCGGUAUCCCCAUGGGUGGUCAAUUCAGUGACUGGGUCUGUGCCCGUGCUGCCCGCAAGAACGGUGGUGUGUUCCAGCCCGAGAUGCGUCUCCCGGCCAUGGCCCCCUGUGUCAUCACCGGCCCCCUCGCUCUGGUCCUGUACGGCGUCGGUAUCCAGCACGGCCUGCACUGGAUGGUCCCCACGCUCGGAUUCUUUUUCCUCUCGCUCACCAUCUGUUGGGCCACCAACGUCGCCAUGACCUACGCCAUCGACGUGUACAAGCCCGUCACGGGUGAAGUCCUCGUCGCCAUCCUCGCGUUCAAGGCCAUCUUUGGCUACGCACUGGCGUGGGGUACCAACGACUGGAUCGCCAGCCAGGGCUACCAGAACGCAUUCGGCCAGAUGGCCGCCAUUUGCGCGGCGUUCCUCCUCCUCUGGAUCCCCCUGUAUUACUACGGCGAGCGCCUUCGCCACCAGUCAUACGAGUGGCGUCUCAUGAAGGCUCUUCUCUGGAGCGCCGACCGUGAUGACCAAAUGCUCGUCAUGGACUGA